AUGCCGAGUUCAAAACGAAAGUUAAAAACUCAAUUGACCUCAUGUAAGAAGGAUUCCAAAAAGAAACUAAAUCUUAUUGAAAACAUUAGAGGCACGCUUGAACAAUUUAUUAAAAAUAAUAAAAAUGAAUCCACUUUUGUCUAUAUAAUUGCCCUAAAUGACCAAAGGAACUCGCCACUUAAAACUCUGCGUUCAAUACUCUUGCCAGGAAGGGUGUUUUACGGAAAAAACAAAGUAAUGCGCAUCGCACUCGGCACCAAACCUGAAGAUGAGAUUUUUGAGAAUUUGCACAAAAUCUCAGAAAAUUUAUUUGGCGAAUCUGCGAUCCUAAUCACAUCUGAAAUGCCAGAUGUGGUCAUGGAGAAGGUGAACGGAUUUAAAGUGAGAGAUUUUAUAAAGUGUGAUAAAUUAGCCAAAGAAACAAUCGUAUUAAAGGAAGGAGGUGACGACUUUAAAGACAUACCAGGCAGCAUGGAGCCACAAUUUAGGAAAUUGGGAGUGCCAACAGCUUUAAAUAUGGGAAAAAUUGUUUUAAUGGGCGAUUUUGUAGUUUGUGAAAAGAAUAAAAGGCUUUCCGCCAACCAAUCGCAGAUACUGAAACUACUCGGUAUUAGAAUGUCGUUAUUUAGUGCCACCGUAAAAGGAUUCUGGAACGAUGGACACUAUAAAGAACUGACUCCCAAUACACACCAACAAUAA
Molecule: messenger RNA, 699 nt
Organism: Theileria orientalis strain Shintoku
Lineage: Eukaryota; Apicomplexa; Aconoidasida; Piroplasmida; Theileriidae
Product: 60S ribosomal protein L10e
Exons: 5
Coding region: 1-699 (232 amino acids)
Biological process (GO): rRNA processing; nuclear-transcribed mRNA catabolic process; ribosomal large subunit biogenesis
Cellular component (GO): nucleolus; preribosome, large subunit precursor
Molecular function (GO): RNA binding
Source: RefSeq, a predicted model, not a curated record